This is a messenger RNA of Mugil cephalus (flathead mullet), 5407 nucleotides long. RefSeq names its product E3 ubiquitin-protein ligase TRIM39-like. The transcript has 2 exons. The coding region runs from base 78 to 1715 and encodes 545 amino acids. The record is from RefSeq and is a predicted model, not a curated record. Gene Ontology annotation, molecular function: protein binding; zinc ion binding. NCBI's taxonomy places the organism in Eukaryota, Metazoa, Chordata, Actinopteri, Mugiliformes, Mugilidae.
AGGAACAAGGUUGAAGAAAGAUUUAAUUGAAUUAAUUGGAUUCUGAGGAUUUUUUUGGCUGACAUUGGAUUAUCAAAAUGUCUUCUGGCAGCUUCAUGCUGACUGAGGACCAGCUUCUAUGCAGCAUCUGUCUGGACGUGUUCACCAAACCCGUCACGCUGCCAUGUGGACACAACUUUUGCAAAAACUGCAUCACGCAGCACUGGGACACCUGCAGCAAGUGUGAGUGUCCGACCUGCCAGGAGCCGUUCCACAAAAGUCUCGAUCUGAGGGUCAACACUUUCAUAGCGGAGAUGGCUGAUCAGUUCAGACAGUCGUCCGAAAAGAGCGGGUCGGACCAAGAAGCGGCCAAACCGGGGGACGUCCCCUGCGACAUCUGCACCGACGUCAAAAUGAAAGCUCGGAGGUCGUGCCUGGUGUGUCUGGCCUCGUACUGCGAGACCCACCUGAAGCCUCACCUGACGGCCUCGCGCCUAAAGAGACAUCAGCUGACGGAUCCCGUGGAAAACCUGGAGGGCAGGAUGUGCACCAUACACGACAAACCCCUGGAGCUCUUCUGCAAGACGGACCAGAGCUGUGUGUGCAUGCUCUGCCCCGUUUUAGACCACAGGUCGCACGACAUCAUCCCGCUGAAGGAGCAGUUUGAGAGGAAGAAGUCCGAUCUGGGCAAGAAAGAGGCCGAGGUAAACCGCAUGAUCCAGGAGAGACGGCAGAAGAUCAAGGAUCUCAAACACUCGGUAAAGAUCAGCAACGAAGCUGCAGACAGAGAGAUGGAGGAAGGAGUUCAGGUCUUCACUGCUCUGAUUAGGUCUCUGGAGAGAACCCAGACAGAACUCAUCAAGAUGAUUGAAGAGAAGCAGAAAGCAACGGAGAAAGAGGCCAAUGCUUACAUCCAAGAGCUGGAGCAGGAGAUCUCAGAGCUGAUGACGAGGCGCGCUGAGGUGGAGCAGCUCUCCCGCUCCAAAGACCCCCUCCAUUUCCUCCAGAGCUUCUCAGCCCUGAGCACGUCACGAUUCCUCAAAGACUUGACGGAGAUCUGCAUCGACCCGCCGUCGUACGAGGGCGCCGUGAGGGCCGCCGUGGACCAGCUGGAGGAGACAAUGGGCAAAGACGUGGAGAAGCUGCUGCUAGAGGCCAAGCUCAGUCGACUCCGGCAGCACGCGGUGAACGUGACCCUGGACCCAAACACCGCCCACGCCGCCCUCGUCCUUUCUGAUGAUGGGAAACGAGUCCAUCACGGCGUCAUGAAGAAGAAUCUCCCAGACAACAGCGAAAGGUUUAACCCGAGCUGUUGCGUCUUGGGAAAAGAGACUUUCGCUUACGGGAGGUUUUACUUUGAGGUGGAAGUUAAAGGGAAGACGAGGUGGACUUUAGGAGUGGCCAAGGCGUCCAUCAAAAGGAAAGGAAUCAUCCCACUGUGUCCAGAAAAUGGGCACUGGACGAUUUGGCUUAAAAACGGAGACGAAUACGCAGCGCUCGUCGGUUCCCCUCUACCCCUCGCUCUCAACUCAAAGCCCGAGAAGUUGGGAGUGUGGGUGAACUAUGAGAAGGGUCUCGUCUCCUUUUACAACGUCAACUCUGCAGAGCUCCUCCACUCCUUCACCGACUGCUGCUUCAGCGAGAAACUCUACCCAUUCUUCAGCCCCGGCCUCAACCACGACGGCGUCAACUCUGCCCCCAUGGUCAUCUCCCCCGUGAGUCGCACAGAUUUUUAAGAAAAGAUCUGUGUCCGGAUUAUCAGGUGUAAAUGUUGUAUUUUUCUUAUGGCAGAAUCAGCCUUUUCCUCUUUGCUACGGUUGUGGAGGCCAUCAUGUGACUUUUGGAUCGAUAAAGUGGAUAAAGUUUCAGUUGCUAGACGCUAGCCAGAGAAUAAAUUGAGCUCUGACCUCGUGUAGGAAUAAAACCUCUGGCCUUCUAGACUCUUAGGAAAUUACUAGCAACAUCAUGUCUUUUUCUUUUUCGCCUCUGCACCAAUAACCUGAGCUUUUUGACUUAUUUCCCGUGUCGGAUUCAGACCACAACAAACUAAAAUACCAGAAAAUAUCAGCGGGUUCAUUCUGACUCGAGUCCCAUGUGAAUCUGUCAACAUUGAAUCCAGCCUCAGGCUCAGUAAUGGUGCACAGGGUGGGUGAUAUUAAAGGAACGCAGCCAUCUGUUGUGGUUUCUCUGUGGUAUUUUGUAAAAUGAAUCAACACUGAUGUCUACAUUCGGAGAAGACAGAAGUACACGAUGAAUUCUUUUGUUUAAGGCAACGAUGAAGCCAAUAAAUGCUGCCGUUCCUCUUAUUUUCUACACCUUUCCCUUUUGGAGAAAAAGCUUAUUUUAACGGAGUGAAGAUUGUUUAAGAUCACAACUGUCUGUCACACCACCCUCAAAUGUGUGCUCACAGUUUCCUCCGGGCCGAGCUGGUUAUUCGACAUUUCUGUCCGCUUCGUUAUGCAGAGAAUUUAAACAUAUUAAGUCACGCAUACCUGCAUGUUUGCUCAUGUUGUCAUUGAGUCAGUCGAUUCCUGAAAGUAGACAAAGAGAACCCAAUCCAACAACAGAAAUAUUUGAGUUUGUUGAUACAAGGAAGUUAUUAAUCUUUUGUUGAUAUCUGUGAAGCCUUGAUUUCAGUAUCUGGUCCACCAGUAACAUAAAAUAAAAAGUUGAAUAGUCGUCUAGAGCCGCUUGGGCUCAAAAGUCAACUUUAUUGUCAAUUGCAGUUCAUUGAGUGGCCAUUAGAGGCUCCAAAAGGGAGCAAAUCCUUUUAACAUGUUUACAGUCCGCUUUGAGUGACAGGUGGUUGAACUGAGCUAACAGUGAGCAGAGCGUUAGGUGGGCGGGUCUUAACGUCUGACAUGGCCCUAUCACGUCCAAGUUUGGAGUAUCCGCAUGUGGGUGUAGUAAAGCUCAUCCGACAUGGCAACCACAGGCUCCGCCCACUUCGAGGUUCAUUUUCGAGGUCAAGUGUUUCAACCAAACCAGGAAAUGAGUCUCAUCACAUUGAUCAAAACACCUCUCUGAUAUGUAAUAUUGGCUCAUUUCCCCUGAUAAAUAAACACACAGGUAAAUGAUUUCUGUCAUGUGUCAUGUUUGAUUGGGUUCUCUUUGUCUACUUCCAGGAUUUGUGUGAGUCACAUUUAUGCAGAAAUGUUAAGAUCUUUACUUAUGCAACAGAGGAGUUGGAGGAUUUGACACAAAUCUGGAAAACUGAAGCUUUUUGAUUUGUUUGGAAAGUUUUCUUACAUUUGAGCAUCAGAGCAGUCAAACACUGUCCCAACAUUGCCAGGCAGAGGCCAUGUGUCAUGUGUCCCCGGAGUCUGAUGAAAUUACAUUUUGCUGUAGACUUUCGACGUGUCACCAUUGAUGAAGUGCGGGUGUCGUCAUGCGUUGCUGCAUUCCGGCUUUUGUGCAUUCUGUACUAGGCCAGUGACACUUAACUGGAAGCGAGUCCUCAUUAGGACACAUGUGUCCUCCCUACUCUGACAGGUCAAAAGUGUCUGCUGUGGAAAAACAGGUAGAAAGACGUGUGCAAAGCAAACAGCUGUCCACACUGCAGGCGCAACAGCUCACGUGUCAGGCUGGCUAAAAUAACUGAGACAUUUGAUCCAAACAUCAAAUCUGUAGAAACCAGAGAGAAACCAGCACAUCAUAUGACAAUUAGGAGAUCGGAUUAUCACUUCUGCACCUGAUUCAUUCACAAAAAGGUGAAAAUUCAGUUAAACCUGAAGCCUCAAACGUAUGAGGAAGAAAUUGGGCCUGACACAGGGUUCAAUCUGGUGUGACAAUAACAUAAAAUACUGCUAGUUUUCAAUAAAACUGGCAUCUGUUUCUAAUCCGUCCACUACGGGUCACAUUGUUUUGGUUAAGAACAGGGUUUGUAUAUCAGAGAGAGUCUGUCCAACUCAAACCAUGGCGCCAUGUUUGCUACAUCAGAGGUUAGAUUCUACAGUGUAACUCUAUGGGGUGGAUAUUUAAAUAAAUGUCUUAUUUUCACCAUUAACAGGCCUAUAAAUGUUAUUACCAACGUCUGUCAAUAUGUUAAAGAUGAAUAUUGGUUAGAUGUAUCUCACAUGGCGCCCAUGAAACAUGUGACCAGCUCAGAACCAAUUGGCCACUGAGACCAGAGACCAGAACUAACCAGCAGAAUGAAGUUACACUUAUUCUGGUUCAUUGAAUGUUGACAUUGCGUGCCUGUUCAUCUUUGCACUAAAACAAAGAGAAAAUAUCUCUAAUAUUUCUAGGUUAUUAUGAUAUUAUGUGUUAUUAGCACAGGCCCCCCUUGAGAUCUAAUUAGCUGGAUGUGGCCCCUGAACCAGAAUGAGUGCCCUCCCCCCGGCUUAAACUAUUAGAAAGAUAUGAAACCUGAGGCAUCAGAGCAGAAACUGUGAUAGAAAAGAAGCGGCUGAGAUCGAUCUGAUGAGAAAAACCUAAAAAGUUUCAGACUGACUCAUUAAACCAUCUCUUGAGCUCUGAAGUUAAAUUAUUUUUAUGUGUUGUUUAGUUUUUCCUGUCUCUUUGUGUUUAUAUUAUAGAGUUUUUUAUUCAAUGACUGUGAUUGUUUAUUUUUAAAAGCUACAAAAAGCUGAAAAAAGAACAACUGGACAUUUACGGUCUACGGUCGUAUCUUUGUUUCAUCUUUAGUUUUUGUUUCACCGAGAACCUUCUCAAACAUAAAGAGUUAAAUUAUAAAUCAUUUAUCUCUGGUUAUUUUCUUUGAUCACAGUAAAAAAAAUAAGAACGUGCAGUUGUGUAUGUGUUUUAGUUUGGCAGCGCUGACAUCUAGUGGUCAUCUGCUGCAACUUCACCCUCUGGCCAAAAGAAUGUGGACACCGAAAAGCAUUGAUUUACACUUUUCUCAAUUGUUUACACACAAAUAGUGGUAAUUGAGACACACUGACGACAAAAUGUAAAUCAUGCACCAACCCCUUGAAUCAAUUCUGCUAAGCUACAAGUACAAUUCCUUUGGUAACAUGGCUUUGUUUGUUGUCAUUAUGAUGAAUGAAGAAGAAGUGUUUUCCAUUCAUCAUAGUGUUUCACAUUGAGCGGUGAUCAACUUUUUCUUAUAAAUAAAUUCUUAUAAACAUAUAUGAUGGUUUGUGUGUCAUUUGAAAACAAAAUACCUCUUUGAGAAGAAAUAACAUUGUUUUGGAUGUAAAGUUUCAUUUUGCAGGAGAACUGAGGGGUUGUGCUCAUUGUGUGUUUUUUGAUUUGUCUGUAGAGUUCCGAGAGUAUGAGGCAUGCUCCAUAUAAGAGGCACCUUUCUGACUUUUAAGAGCAAGCAAAUGACCUUACACUACAUGUUUAGUUCUUGUACUUUAUGCAUUUUGAUGUAACAAGUGUAAAUGAGUGAAUACAUCGUCCUUUAUUAAGGGUUUAACUGUCACACCUAAACAACUUAAGACCUGAAUAAAACAUCUUCAAA